AUGAUGGCAGGCUCGCCUCGGCCGCCUCGCGCGUCGCGGCUCCUGGUCUCUCUGGCCGUAGCGGUAGGGGUGAUGCGGGCGGCGUCCUCUGCAGCCGCCGCAGGGGAUGCUCCGCCGGGCAAAAUAGCCGUGAUAGGAGCUGGGAUUGGUGGCUCGUCAGUGGCCCACUUUCUGCAGCAGCAUUUUGGGCCGCAGGUGCAGCUGGAUGUGUACGAAAAGGACACGGUGGGCGGUCGCCUGGCCACAGUCACUGUCAACAAACAGCAGUACGAAAGUGGAGGAGCUUCCAUCCACUCCCUCAAUUUGCACAUGCAAGACUUUGUGAAACUGCUGGGACUGAAGCACCGUCGGGAAGUGGCAGGGAAAAGUGCAGUCUUCAGUGGGGAGCAAUUUGUCCUUGUGGAGACAGACUGGUACCUCUUGAAUCUCUUUAGGCUCUGGUGGCACUACGGCAUGAGCUUCCUGCGCCUACAGAUGUGGGUGGAGGAGGUAAUGGAGAAGUUCAUGAGGAUCUACAAGUACCAGGCUCAUGGCUAUUCAUUCUCUCGCCUAGAGGAACUCCUACAUUCGCUGGGUGGGGAUGCCUUUGUCAACAUGACUCAGCGCUCUGUGGCAGAAUCCCUGCUGGAGGCUGGCAUCGCACAGCGUUUCAUUGAUGACGCCAUUGUGGCCAUUCUGCGUGCCAGUUACGGCCAAUCCAUACUGGUGCCUGCAUUUGCAGGGGCCAUGUCACUAGCAGGGGCGCAAGGCAACAUGUGGGCUGUGGAAGGUGGCAACAAGCUGGUGUGCUCCGGUUUGCUGAAGUUAACCAAAGCCAACGUAAUCCAGGCCACUGUGACUGCCAUUACCCUGCACAAUUCAGAAGGAAAAAGCUUCUACCAAGUGCACUAUGAGGAUGAGGAAGGCCAAGGUUCCAGUUUCUAUGACAUAGUGGUCAUUGCCACACAACUGCAUGAUAAGAAGAGCAACAUCACCUUUCAGAACUUUGACCCGCCCAUUUCUGAGUUUCCAGGAACUUUUCACACCACCAUCACCUCCAUAGUCCACGGCUAUCUCAACUCCUCUUAUUUUGGUUUUUCUGAUCCGAAGCUCUUCCCUUUCACCAGUGUCCUCACCACAGACUCUCCUGCCCUCUUCUUCAAUUCCAUGGAUAACAUUUGCCCUGUCAACGUUUCCGGUACCUUCAGGCGAAAACAACCCCAAGAGGCUGCUGUGUGGAGAGUUCACUCCCAGCAUCCCCUGGAAAAGCAGGAGCUGAAGAUGCUCUUUCGCUCCUACUAUUCUGUCCAGGUGACGGAAUGGCAGGCAUGUCCUUCUUAUGAAUCUUCCAGGACUCUUCCGCCCAUUAUUCUCCAUGACCAUCUCUACUACCUCAACAGCGUGGAGUGGGCAGCCAGCUCGGUGGAAAUGGCCGCCGUGGCAGCCAAAAACGUGGCCCUCUUAGCUUACAACCUCUGGUAUCAUGACCUAGAUAAGAUAGACCAGAAGGACCUGAUGCACAAAAUAAAGACUGAGCUGUGAAUCGAGUGGGCGCUGCUGGAGGAGACUUUCAGGAUCGUCUCCUUUAUUGGAUGCAGGGUGGGUUGAACAGGUACACUGGACUUUUAUCAGGGAGAGGAAUGGAGGAUUG
This is a messenger RNA of Euleptes europaea (tarantolino), 1630 nucleotides long. It is a transcript of the gene PCYOX1L, whose product is annotated as prenylcysteine oxidase 1 like. The record is from RefSeq and is a predicted model, not a curated record. Gene Ontology annotation, biological process: prenylated protein catabolic process; prenylcysteine catabolic process. The transcript has 6 exons. Gene Ontology annotation, molecular function: prenylcysteine oxidase activity. Lineage: Eukaryota; Metazoa; Chordata; Lepidosauria; Squamata; Sphaerodactylidae. Bases 1 to 1521 code for a protein of 506 amino acids.